This is a messenger RNA of Macrobrachium nipponense, 9329 nucleotides long. Its product is annotated as transmembrane ascorbate-dependent reductase CYB561-like. Gene Ontology annotation, molecular function: oxidoreductase activity. NCBI's taxonomy places the organism in Eukaryota, Metazoa, Arthropoda, Malacostraca, Decapoda, Palaemonidae. The transcript is spliced from 7 exons. The record is from RefSeq and is a predicted model, not a curated record. Bases 222 to 1049 code for a protein of 275 amino acids.
AUCAGACGUCAGGGAGUCAAGAGCCCUCUCUCUCUGUCUCUCUCACUCUCUCCCUCCCUCUAUUUCUCUCUCGCUCGUCGGAUAAUUCCCGGCCGGGGCUGUUUUGCUUCACUUCGUGAAGCACUGAACCCAAAGCAAGUGAAUCUUAAGUGACUUGUCUUUCUGUGGCUUGAAAAAGAAUAAGCGAACGAAAAAUUUUUGGGUUGAAAUUGGUGCAUAGGAUGUUGGCCUCUCCCAAACAGCCGAGACGUGACUGGGAGUCCGGGGAGGAAGGGUCGCUAAUCGGAAGAGGGAUCAUAGACGAGAUGGAGAAUGAAGCCCAGAACUUGUCGUUCUUCAGUAAGCUCUAUACCCUCACUCAGAUGUUAGGUAUCUUGUGCGUGUCAUUAAUUGGCGUGUGGAUCGGUGUGUUCAGGGGAGGUUUUGCCUGGCGCAGUAAUCCUGGAAAAGAAUUUAACUGGCAUCCAUUUCUUAUGGUCCUUGGCCUUGUCUUCCUUUAUGCUAAUGGAGCGUUAAUAUACCGUGGCUUCCGGUCCGAGAGAAAGAAGAAGUUGAAGAUUAUUCACAUGCUGAUGCACUUAGGAGCCUUUAUAUUUUCUGUUAUAGGAUUAGUAGCUGCUUUUGACUCCCACAACUUAGCUGAAAAGCCAAUUGCCAAUAUGUACAGUUUACACUCUUGGCUAGGCUUGAGUGUUGUCAUUUUGUUUGCGUGUCAGUGGGUGUUUGGUUUGUUAACAUUCCUGUUUCCUGGACUUAGGCCUUCUGUCCGGGCAGCCUAUUUACCUGUUCAUCAGUUUUUUGGCCUGCUCAUCUUCAUGGGCGCAAUAUGUGCUAGUCUUUUAGGCCUUACAGAGAAGGCAAUAUUUGCCUUGAACUUCGGUCCUGGACCAAAAUACAGUGAGUUCCCAUCAGAAGGGAUUCUCGUGAAUGUGAUUGGGCUGCUCUUGCUCUUUUUUGCCGGAAUGGUGGUCUACCUUACGUCGAACCCCCAUUUUCGCCGGCAGACCACCGAAGACGAGGUCCUGCUCACAGACACUGUUCUUGAAUAGUUUUGGACGUUUUGUAGCAGAAAUUUUUUAAAAAUCUCACAAGCUUUCUCCAAAACUCUGCUUUACUGCUAAUGUUGUCAUUGAUUAUUUUGAGUAGAUAAUAAGAUAUCGCACAUUACUAAGCAAAUGCGUGAAUGAUUACAAAUACGUAUAAAGGUGUAUAUGUGUGUAUCAUAUAAAUAUAUAUAUAUAUUUAUAUAUAAAGUGUAUAGUACCCCAGUAACUUGAGGUCACAAUUCUUCCAAAUACCAUCUCACAAAACUAUGAAAAUGACUAGUUGUAUUGGAAUACUUGAAAGAAGAUAAAUAUAACAGAAGUACUCAUGACUAGGAAAAUAUAGUUUUGAGCUUGGCAAAUAUUGAAAUAUGUGCUUUUUAUAAAUACAUGUCCAUGUGUAGGUUGUUUUGUAUAUAAUACACUGUACAUUUACUUCACUCAAUUUGGUUAAGUAAGAAUAGGAUUAAGUCUGUUUCAUUACUGGAACUUUAUUCAUAUUUUUUUACUUGUUGCUAUAGACGAUUAGUCCUGGUUUUCUCUAGCUGCUUAGGAAUAUUUUUAUUUAAGUUUUUAUGUAUUAUUCACUUCAGUGUACACUACUUUUGAUAUUUAGUUCAGUAGAAAGGACAAUUAACUCGAUUCAUAUAAUAAUUUUUCUUUGCAUUUAUUACAAUUAGUAAUUUUUGCUAUAUUUUGUACAAUCUUUGUUUUCUUGAAGAACUGAAUGAAUAAAUCCAUUACAGAGAAGUGAAAGAUAAAUCCAUCGUUUUAACACUGUUGUUUAUGGCUCUCUGAAGAAUUUAUUGUCUGUUGUUUCCUAGACACAGUUGUAGUGAGACUAACUGUUUUACAGUGAAUUAUCUUGGAAGUAAAAUACAGUAUUUGUUUGACAAUGUUGCCACAGUUUCAUUGUAUGACAGACAAACAAGUAGAAUUGGUGCAUUCACCUGUAGUGAUUGCUCUCGAAACAUAAUGACAUUAAACAUAAUAAUAGAGGUUGUUCACUUGCACUUUUUUUUUUUUUUUUCCAACUUUUAAAGACCUCAUGGUACUGGGUCCCUACUAUACAUUUGCAUUAUAUUUAUGCAUAUGUAUACCUUGCACAAAUGAUUUAUAUGUGUAUUUAUCAAGGUUUGCGUUCCGAGAGGCAUUUAUUAGUAAAGCAGAAGUGGUAACAGGUUUAAGAGGGUUUAAAUCUGAGUUAGAAAUUGUCCCCUUGGGAAAAAAAUUCACCAGAAUUUUUAAUUUUUUGAUAAAGAAGAUUAUCGUUAAAAUAUGUAAGAAUAUUUGAAUUUGUUAUGCACUUACAAGUUCAUUUUCUGCAGGUCUAUUUCAGCCUAGAUCAGAUUAUGGCAUUAUGUUGCUAGCGGGAAAAGUGGUAGGCGUUUAUAUAAUAGUAUGUUCAUUGCAUUUGGGCCUUGUGUUCCAUAGCUAGAAAGUUUUAUCUGAAUGCAAGUGCAUUUGAAAAAGUAGACUAGCCUCUCUCUUCUGUGGAUACUUGUGCAAAUGACUGAUAACAUCACCCAGUCAGAUUUCUCCCUUAUCGAUAUUUGAUUCUAUGUUUGUCCAAGUUGACUGGUAAUGUGAGCAGAUUUGCUUGAGCUGCCUAUUCAUUUUAAAUUUUAGCAUUGGUAGGAUGAAUAUAGGAGGAUUUAUCAAUCAUGAUGAGAACAGUUUGUUACAAACAGACAAAUGUCCAGCAUAGUAUUCCUUUCUGCAGACUGUGGACUGCCAUCAGUAUUAUUAUGGGUCAUUUUUUUAUUUCACUGUAAAAACAGCAACGGUUACUUCACAUUUAAAUUUUUUAUAGGAUUAUUGAGAUGACCCAACAGACUUAUAGAAGCCAUGAUUUUCCAAUACCAAAACACAGUAGAUUUAAUAGUCUUCAGGUAACAGGCACUUUUUGUCCUUGGGAACCCUCAAGAAUUAUAUGUUGUACAUGACAUUUUGGAAAAAUUUGGGCAUAAGAGUACACUUUUGGACAUAAUAAAGAGUACCCAUUGUAUUUUGAAUACUUAUCGUCCAUACGUUUGUAUUUUCAGAGGCCAAAUUACCGAAGGAUAGUUCAGAACUGGUAGAGUGCCAUCAGCACGAGAUGAAUGAUCAGUUCAUACUUUUGAGUAAGUGUUGUGAAAUGAACUUGUACUUAACCACUUAGUUUCCUUGGGGAAUGGUGCACAAAAUAUAUAAUUGCAGUUUUUUUUAUACACAAAAAAGGAUGACUCCUUGUAAGACUUCAAGUUUCUCUGAUAAACCAGAUUUUAAAUGGAGAAAUAAACACUUUUUAAUAUAAAAAUAUAGUUGCCAUCAGAGAACGGAUAGAAGCUAUUUUUAUAAGCACAGUUAUUUUCAUUUUGUUAUGAAGGGUAUUACUUUCACUUAUAGAUGUAAUUAUUGUGAAAGUACCUUAGUAAAUAUACUGUCAUUAUUGUAAGAAAAUGAAGUCUGAAGGUAUUGCUCUGUAAUAAUUGAAAGCAAGUUGUAGAAAUGAGAAGGAAUAUGAAUGACAAGCAAGAGAGGAAAAAAAGACUUGCAAUGAGACUGAUUUUACAGAUAGGAAGACCACUCAUGUGGUCAAUUGUAUUCUUGACUUGACUCAGUUUGCUGAGACUGGCACAGAUAAAAUGUAGAGCAAUGGUGUGCACUGCACUGCAUAGACACUUUAAAACUGUGUGCAACAUGAGUACAACACUUACUAACACUUUAUACCUUGACCAUGAACAAUGUUUAUAACUCACAAAAUGGUAAUAGUAUGUAUGUAAAAUGGAACACCAAGCAUUCUUUUAAAACAUGUCAGGUAGGUCUUUUGAGGUUAGGUAAUAUUUUUUUUUACCCCUGAUAAACUUUGGGAUGUAGUGAUGUUACAACUAAAGAGUUCAUGAAUCGAAGAAUCUUCCUCCAGAUAUAUCCUGUAUGAAUACUGGGAGGCAGCCAUGCACUAUAAUGUACUGUCAGUAUAAAUCUGUCUUGAGUGCAUUUAUCACCUGAUGGAAUUGGACAGGUUAUUUCACCAACAAUUACACCAUACACAUAACAAGAAGCACAAUUGGUGUUGUUGUAAAAUUAGAAUUUUGCCACAAGCAACCUUUGUGCACAAUGAUUAACAUUAAAAUAUUUUAUUGUUAAGUAAUGAAAGAAGCAUCACAACCAUUUACAUUAAAAAUACUGCAGAAAAAAAAUGUACAAUUUGUAAUUUUGUACAUUACAUUUCAAGUAGAAUGACAGUUUCUAUUCACAAUGGUGUUGGCUUCUUGUAUGUUUAUCUAAUUUAUAGUAUUCGCAGCUAUUUUAUGUCAUAACCACACGGCUAUUUAUAAGUAUACACUGCACGUCUUAAGUGUACAAACUCAAAAUUCCCUCUCAGAGAAGGGCCUACUAUAUACGAUAAUUACCAUUUUAGUCAAGUCAUAAAUAUAUAAUCUUAAACCAACUAUCUUCUCUGCACAUAUCUCAAUAUUUUGACAGCUGGAAAUCUGUUGGCAUUACCAUUUACAGUUUUAUUUAGAUAAAAGUAAUUGGGGUCCAGUUUCCACAUGAUAAGCUUCUGUAAUUUAAAUAUUUUAACUGUAAGACAGAAGAAUCAUAUGUUUAUAAUCGCUUAUUAUUACCAAGUUAAACACAUACAUUCAUGCACUUGCUGGAAGGAAAACUACUAGAGAGAGGAACAUUACUUUUUUGUACUACUAAUAUAUAUUAGAGAUUUAUUCAGUACAUUAAUAUAAAUCUAUUAGGAAGACCAGAUUUUCUGAAUUUAGAACGCCUUAUAAGGAGGUCAUGUUCAAGGUCAGUGUAAACCUCUAAUGCAAUUUUUCUUUGUAUAGUUUCCCGUCAGAACACACAAACAGGUUUAAAUUUCAGUCAGCAAUACUGCCAUGCUGAAAUUAUUUCAAAAUGUUUUGUAGAAAUGGCCAUUAUGCAGUUUUCAUUUCCUAUGCUAUUUUUCAUAAAAGCCACUAUAAUGGGAAAGCAGUGUGGGUUCUGUGUAGCCAUCUCUGUUAUUUAAAACUGAAUUGCAAUAUAUGUGGUAAAGAGCUGGAAAUGAUUAUAAAAAUACAGUAUUUUAGGGAAUGCAUACCAGGUGAAAUUUUGUAUCUUAAUGUUCUAUUCUCAUGCAUCCAAGCGACCAUAUCCACGUCAUAUCGUUGUCUAAGAUUUUAAGUAGCUGUAAUGAAAUGAGGCUAACAAGGAAAUGAAGGUUAUACUGUAGACCUUAUUUCAUAGUUGCAGAUAUCUCUCUAGAGUAUGUCUCUCAUUUUCUGAACACCUUUCAUAAUUGCUCUGUAAUGAAUACAUUUUGUAAUUUUACCAAUACAGCCCUUUUGCAAUACAUUCCAGACUAUGAUUAGGUUAUCUAUCAGUAAAUUUAGUUACUGGCCAGUUGAAAUAGGUUGUUUGAUUAAAAAAAAUUCAAUUUUUUGUGGUGCUAAAUAUGUACAGUUAUCUAUGUAUACUUUUUUUUUUUUUUUUUUUUUUUUGCUGUUCAGUUUAUCACACACAACUUCACUGGCAUUGUUGUAAUCAGAUUUGAUACUGACUUAGUUCCUAAGAAAAAGUGAUUAGAGUUCCUAAGAAAGAAAGGUAAAUUGUAUGUACAAUGUUUUUUGUUUUAGAUAUUUACAAUAUGUUCUGCAAAGAUACUCUUGUCUCAUUUUGCAUGAAAAACUGUUCAGCUGUAUUGCUACGAUCUUACGUUAAAAUAUUUUGUUACUCCUAUUUAGCUACAGUGUAUCUUCAGUGUUUUGACGUAUACUAAACCAGAGCUCUCUCUAUCAAAAAGAUAUUUCAUCACAUACUAUGUUUGUGUACAAGCAGUCCCCGGGUUACGACGGGAAUUCAGUUCUUGAGACGCGUUGUAACCCGAAAAUCGUCAUAAGACAGAACAUCUUCAAAAAUCCUAAGAAAACCUUACAUUUAAUGCUUUGGGUGCAUUCAAAACUAUGUAAACUGCUUUCUUAUUGCAUUUUUAUCCAAAAAGCCUUCAAAUAUUGAUUAUUUAGCAUUUUUGGUGUCAUAUUUCUUCUACCAGAUGAGCGUUGUAGGCGUCAUAACCCAGGAAAGAAUUUCUGAUGAAUAUAAUUGAAAAGCGCCUUAACCUCUGAACGUCGAAACCCGGGGACUCCCUGUAUAUUUCACAUUCAAGGAGUGCUGUAUAAAACUGAAUGCGGAGCCCAAAUCUAGUCAUUAUUAAUGAGGGACGGCUCCUUCCACUCGAAAGUUACGAAACGGCCCAGGUUGUUGACGUGCAUACCGUCGUGUAAUAUGGAUUUAACGAGAGCAGGGUAACAGACUGUAUAUCCAUGUAGCAUUUGGCUGUGUUAUAUAAGUCUGGCUAUAUAAUAACUAACUGACAGUAGGCUAGGUCACAUGAGUAGUGGUGUCACACCUAUAACUUCAUGAUUAUAAUGUGUCGCUGCGUACAAUAUUACAGUUGUGGAUUUUAAGAGGUAUUUUACAUAUUGAUGAUUAUUUUUUUACUCAUAAACAGCAUAAGGACUUACAAAAGAUUUAUGAUUGUUAUGAAUAUUUAAGCUGAAUUAUAUGUAUACAUAUUAGUCUGUGAAUACAAUCUCUCUUGCUUCUUGUCUAUACCUGAAUGCUGCGGUAGCUGGGAGAUUAAUGACAUACCUCCCCUCAUGUAAAAAGCCCAAAUAUAUAUUGCCAGUCUAGUUCCACAUUUGUAGAAAUGUUUUCCAUUUUGUAAAGAUUUGUGAACAGAGUAUUGAUAAGACUACUGAGUCACAUAAGGUUCCCAUGAUGCUUUGCACAAAGGAUUGGUUCUCAAAUGAUUUGUGAGAAUUUUAAAAAGACAAAGAAAUUUUAUACAUCAGUAGGAAGACCAAAUGGAAUGGAUCAAAAGUAAAAGGUAUUUUGAGCUUUUGAUUUGCCAUUUCCAUUUUAUGCAGUGAAUUGUUGUCAUGUUAAACAGAAGUUUGUACUUUUAUAUUUUUGUCCGUUCCUCAAGUCUUGUUCUGUUAAGGGUUACUCAACUAGCCUUUGGUAAACUGUUAAUUUUGCACACAAAAGAAUGACUUUGUUACCAUUGUGUUUUUAUUGUAAAGUAUUGUAAAUGUUAAGUAAUUUUUUCAUUAGUAAACAUUUCAUUUUGCACACAAAAGAAUGACUUCGUUACCUUUGUGUUUUUAUCGUAAAGUAUGGUAUAAAUGUUAAUUUUUUUUUUUAUAUUAUUGACGGUGCAUUUUAUAGUUAAAAGUAAGCUUAGUAUUCAUUUUUUCAUUCAGGUAAAACUAUGUCAGUUAACACAAGAUGACUACAAAUUUUAUGAUUUCAAUACUUUUUUCAAGUAGAAAUAACUGAUGUAUGUGCCAUCUUCAUGUUGCCAAUGUCACAUAUUAAUUACCCUCAUUUUCAGGACAUUUAUAUUUCUGUACUUUGUGUUUUCCCCUUGAGAUAAGGAUGAGGAAUGUGGUAAGAUUGUCUCUGCUGAGCUGUACUGUUUGGUCAGUCUAUCUAGAAGGCAAGUAUCCAAGUAGACAAUACCAACAGAGGUGUUGGUUAAAGGAACGUGUAAAUUCUCACUUUUAUAUCUGAGAAUCAGACAGUUCAGGCUCUUCCGGUGACAUGACCAAACUUUGUUCUGGAUCCUGUUCUCUGGUUUUCUUCUGAGCAUUGAGAGCCUUGAUGUGGCAUGAAGGAAGCAACAUCAACAUCAAAAACAUCUGCAUUAUGAAUUAUGUUUAAAUUACAUUUCGGGUAUGAGCCAAGCAUUGGGACACUUUCAGCACUUGAGGAAUUGUAAAGAUUGUUGGCUGGAUACCAAGAUGAAAAAUAGCCAGAAAAUAAAUCCGAUGAAGAACAAGGUUAUGAAGGUUAAACUGAAAGAAAGCUACACAGUUGCAUUAAUGAUGUAAGUUAGAAAGGUUGGAUGGCAAGAUAAAAGAAGCAAGUAGGAAUGGAAGGAGAAAAAAACUGAAGUUUGGACGCUCCAAACACCCGUUAGUAAUUCGGAAGUCUAACCAGCUGCAGAAGAAACAAUUAUACUUGGGUAUUGCAGAAGCCUUGAUAACAAAGGUGCUAAAUUUAUUUAAAAGAUUUUUGGAGUCGAUUUUUGGAGUUUGGGACCACCAAAAAGUGGAAAAGAGAUAAGAGAUGCUGAUAAUGUAGCAAACUGUGAAAGGAACACACAAAUAUUUAAAUCCAACACGACUUCAGUCAGCAUGGUCUUAGUGAAGUCAAGAAUUUCCAUGUAACAAGGUCAGGAAAGGAACAAAGUGCAUAGUAUAAUAUCCUUGGCACAGAAGAAUCUACAAAGUGCAUAGUAUAAUAUCCCUGGCACAAAAGAAUCUACAAGACAUACUUUAUGCUCCACAGUCUCUCAAGCUUAAGGAAACUGUCUGGAUGAUUGCUCAAAGACUAUUAAAUCAAGGAAGCACAAUUAUGAACGGACACCAGAAAGAUGAAAGAAAAAAAGUUGCUCAGAAAGCCAUUUUGCACAAUUAUUCCCAAAAGAGAAUCCUACUGUUGGGUCUUGGUUUAAGAAAUUUGAGCUUUAUAAAGUGAAACAUGACUACAGUAUAUUGCUUAUAGCUUUUCAAAUUCUCGUCCAUACAGUGAUAUUGGAGGAGGUAAGACAAGAGACCAUCAAAGUUAUGAAUGCCUAAUAACAUGACCUGAUUAUAAUCCCCAGUGUGAAUGAAAUAUCAGGUCGGUUAGUCAAGAAUGCACUACAAGAUGAAGGGGCCGUUGAGUGGGGAAGGUUUUAUCAUUUAUCUACCAGCUUUAGCAAUUGAAAAAAAAACACAUUCAAAGUGCUAUUUUAAUUUUAAUCAGGGACUCAGGUUUAGAUAGAUGAAGAGGUUUGUUUCCGCAAGGAAAGAUUAUUGAUUUAAUGUUUUAUAUUAUUAAGAUUUCUUUCUUGCUUCAGAACUUAUAAAAAAAAGCUAAUGUCAGAAGUGGUAUACAGUGUAUCAAGCGCUUGUAUACAUCUUACGAUGUGCAAAUCGUGUACCGCUUUAAGGCUUUGGUGUUUUGUAACAUAUCCUAAAAAAAAAAUAUGUGAUUGAUUGUGCAAUACUAUUUGAAAUUAACCUUAACUGGGCUACUAUCUUCUGACAACAGAUUUCCACAAAAAAUGUAUAACUACAUAUUUUUCAUAUUGUAAUUGCUGAUAUUAUGCAAAUAUGCAUUACAUAUGCAUUUAUAUCAAGGGAGUAUAGAGAGCAAACAGUAUUUCAGAUAUAUAUUAUAUAUAAUACAUGUGUUUGUCUUUUUAUCAUGUGUGUAGUGUAAAGUCUAAAUGAAACCAAUAAAAUUUAUAAAUGGGCA